Messenger RNA from Diversispora eburnea, 830 nucleotides. NCBI's taxonomy places the organism in Eukaryota, Fungi, Glomeromycota, Glomeromycetes, Diversisporales, Diversisporaceae. The record is from the annotation of a GenBank genome assembly.
AAAAACUUUCCAAGUUAGAUUAUGAUGAAUUUAUUCAGACAUGUAUAUGGAGACCUAAAAAGGAGGGUAAGCAGGGAAAUAUUUCUGUAGAACAGUUUGUUUUACGGAUGGGAGCUAGAUAUGGUCACGAGGUAUUGGAAAAUCAACAGCUUAUAAAGAAGGGUUUAUUUGUCAAUGAGUAUUUAUAUAAAGUUCCCAAACCCGAUGUGGUAAAAAGGUUUAAUAAGAAAAUAAAUAUUGAUUAUUAUACCAAGAGUUUAUUUACUCUUUGUACCCGUUUUAUAAAUUAUGAUGAUAAAUACCAACCAUUACCUGAAUCUCUGGCAAAAGCCUUGAAUCGUAAAAAGAAAUCAAAGAAAAAGGAAUCGAAAAAUAUUAAGGAUUCAUUGCAAAGCAGUGACUCUCUGAGUCUAGAUGAGGAUGAAAUAGCAAAUAUCAAAGAUGUAGAGUCACAGAAAUUGGCUAAAAAGUGGCUUAAAAAUUAUAUCAAGAACUUAUGUGAUGCCCUGAAAAAAGAUGAAACCAUUAUCUCCCAUUUAUGGAAAGAUGCCACCACUCACGCUGAAAAAAUAUGUUCUGGCAUUAGUGAAGCUGACAUGACUAGGCCUUCAGGUAUCUCUAUGAGAUAUAAUGAUUACCUUAAUGUAUUAGAUAGGAUUGCGAGUUCUACUUAUUCGAAAUUAUCAGAUUUACUUUCAAAAUUGUCUAAGCUUAAUGUGAAUCAUAGAAAUGCGACAUACGAAUUAAUUGUGCAGGCACAGAAAUACAAGCCUGAUAUUGCGAUUUUGGAAGAAUAUAUAUUUCAAUUUAAUCUGGAAUCGGAGUGUGAG